Messenger RNA from Dipodomys ordii (Ord's kangaroo rat), 936 nucleotides. Its product is annotated as olfactory receptor 52E8. NCBI's taxonomy places the organism in Eukaryota, Metazoa, Chordata, Mammalia, Rodentia, Heteromyidae. The record is from RefSeq and is a predicted model, not a curated record. Gene Ontology annotation, biological process: G protein-coupled receptor signaling pathway. Gene Ontology annotation, molecular function: G protein-coupled receptor activity; olfactory receptor activity. Gene Ontology annotation, cellular component: membrane.
AUGACUUCUCCCAAUGUCUCUGCAUUUCACCCUUCUUCCUUCCUACUGCUGGGGAUUCCAGGAUUAGAAGCUGCACAGCGCUGGCUUGGCUUUCCCUUCUGCGUCUUGUAUCUGAUUGCUCUUGUUGGAAACUUCACCAUUCUGUUUGUGAUUUGGACUGAUCAUAGCCUCCACCAACCCAUGUUCUACUUUCUGGCCAUGCUGUCUGCGGUCGACCUGAGCCUCUCCACCGCUACUAUCCCCAAGAUGCUGGGGAUCUUCUGGUUCAGCCUGCGGGAGCUGUGCUUUGGGUGCUGUGUCGCUCAAGUCUUUUUCAUUCACUUUUUCACGGUCAUGGAAAGCAUCGUCCUUCUUGCCAUGGGCUUUGACCGCUACGUGGCUAUUUGCAACCCUCUCCGGUACACCAUGAUCCUCACCAACAGAAUCAUUGGUGUGAUCGCUGUGGUGGUGGUGGUGAGAAGCCUCUGCAUGAUCGUUCCCAUCGUCUUUCUCCUCCUAAGGCUGCCUUACUGCGGACAUCGAAUUAUCCCUCACACCUAUUGUGAGCACAUGGGCGUGGCAAGACUGGCUUGUGCCAGCAUCCGUGCCAAUGUCUACUUCGGCCUUGGGAAUAUUUCUAUUUUGUUUCUGGAUAUUCUUCUUAUCAUCGUUUCCUAUGCUAAGAUUUUGUGCACUGUUUUCCACCUUCCUUCCCAGGAUGCCCGCCUGAAAGCUCUUGAUACAUGUAGCUCCCAUAUCUGUGUCAUUUGCUUCUUCGGUCCAGCUCUUUUCUCUUUCCUCACUCAUAGGUUUGGUCAUAAUAUCCCUCAGUAUAUCCAUAUCCUUCUGGCUAAUCUCUAUGUAGUGGUCCCUCCUGCUCUCAACCCAGUCAUUUAUGGCAUCAGGACCAAGCAGAUACAGCAGCAGGUGAGGAGUCUGUUUGCUAAAAAACCCUAA